GAAACUGAGAUCAUUAAGAAUUAACUGACAGUUUCAUGUAACAUAACUAAAAUAUAGCAACAACAAAAUCAGUAUCGACAACAAAAUACUGCGAGCAAUGCCCAAUAAUUCUCAGUAAUUCUAGUGGAAUACUUCGUGGUUUUCUAUGUAACGUAUAUAGGGUGGAAAUGAGUUGCAAAUUUAUCUGUGUAAUAAGUCAGUGAAUUCAUUACGUAGUUUCUGUGCUGAGUUGAUAAACUUCGCAGCAUCCUAUGAUUAUCAUUCAGAGGAUAUCAAACAGGCCGGUGCUGACCGAGAUUAGGCGUAAUUCAGUCAGUUGGAUGUGUACGCAAGUUAUUUUCUCCAGGAAAAAUAAAUUCAGAAAAAAGAUAUCUUUUAGUAUCGAAAAUCAACGCUCAGUGGCCAAGUGGUUGUUGCACAGAAGUCGCAGUGCUGCAGAAAAUUCAUCGAAAAUAAAUGAGACGUUACGACAAGGAGGCCUUAAGUGAAAGCACAGUACAUGUAUGGUGCAUAUAUUCUUAGAAAGGAGAUUGGUGUGUUGAAGACCAAAGAGGUGUUCCCUGUCGACGGCUCCUACUUCGACUGAUGAUCUAUGCUGAAAAGUCGCGCACAUAAAAGAGAUUCGGCAGAACAAAACAAACUGUAUCUCAUUCACUAAAAUCCCAAAUGGUGAUCGCCUCCCAACUAACCAGCCGGUGUUAAACGGUCAUAACAUGCGGUCGGUAAACAUGCGGUCAUCAUUGGAUCGGCUAACAUCUGUACGCAGUGGACUAUCUCAUCUCAUGGACAAUGCGAAGGACUAAACCUUUUCGAGGCAUCGCGCGGAGUAUCUAGUUGCUUAAUGCUCCAUAUAGAAAAUGAAACCCAACGUGUAGCGCUGCUACGGGUAAACGAUCUGAGAUGCGAGCAGUUGAAAUGGGAUACUAUCACGAUAAUAGUGGUGAGAAGUUUGCAAUCAGAAACAAUGAUUCUUCAUUGAAUCGUAUCGAUCACUCAAGAUUUCUCAACAACAUGCCUUGGGCGGUGAACGUCCAAAGACUUUGCGAGAGUGGCUGGCAUAGCAGAACGCUUCGAAGAUAACUAAAACAACUUCAAAUGCCAGUCAGCAGUUCCAUGAACUGAUUUGCGUCCAUUUUUAGUGCAUCGACCGCAAUGGAAUUUGGCCGGCUUUUGGCAAAACUGGCGCUCGGGCAUCAACGGUCGGCAUGGCGCACUUUGCUUAUCCUUGUCAUAUCAGUGAACUUUAUAGCUAUCCUUAUCAUGUGGUUUUCACUUGAUCGUCGCUGUCAGUCCCUCUCUAAUUUGCCAAUCGAGAAAUUGCAGGUAGUCGCGCAGCCAAUGAAAAUCGAUAAAAUGGCGUUGUUUCAGCGAGCUUUCGACCUCCCGAAUCAAAUGGUGACCGUCAUCUUUCGAGAGUUUGAGCCAUACAACCACGACCUCGAAGAGACGGCACUUUCUUUUCAUUCAAUAUUCUCUCGUAUGAAAAUGCUGAUCGUCUCCGACAGUGUGCUCUAUCCGCCUGUUCGCAAUUUACCCCUAAUGGCGGAAACCAUUCGCCUGGAAAAAUAUCUCACGGACCUACCCAAUGCAACAGUGUCAGUGCGCGUGAAAACCGACUACGUCCUUUUGGUACCUGAUAACGUGCGUUUGACCCAGCCCGCCGUGUUAACCGAAUUAGUCAAGUUACUCAUCAGUCAACCUGAUCGUAUGGCCGCAGUUUCCGUGGGCGGGGCCUUCCUUGUAGAUUGCCUAAGCCUGCAGGUAGACUCGCGCCAAUGGACACUGAAGUAUCAAAACCGGGAAAAAUCUGCCAACUCAUGGACGUUGUGUGAUGCAAUUUCCGGUGAGCACGUAUUGCUCAUGUCCACUGCACUUUUGUUCUCUCUUCCGUUUCCCCUGGAACGACCGCUCUUUGACUCGAUCUAUGUGCAGACAGCACAGCGCGGUAUACAAGUCCUGCUGAUUGGAGAUUUGCAAAUCACCAAGCCAGUCUUUCGGUUGUUUCAGACAAAGCAUUUAAUCGACAAGCGUGACCAGUACCAAGAGUAUAGAAAGAGGGCGCUCUAUGAUAAGCUUGGCAUUAAGAAAGUGCAAAGAAACGGGUCGCACGUAGAGUGGUACGGGUGUAGUAAAAAUACGCAAAGAUGCUUUGGCACGAUUCAUGGAGACACACCUGAAUAUUUGUUCAAAGGCAGAUGGACCCCACCGUGUUGUCUAGACAACUUGCGCAUCACCGCUCGUCACGUGUUCUCGGUGCUGGAGGCGGCCAAUGUUCGCUAUUGGCUUGAAGGGGGAUCGUUGUUGGGAGCUGCUAGAAACGGAGAUAUCAUCCCCUGGGACUAUGACGUAGAUAUCGGAAUCUAUGAAGAGGACAUAGUCAAAUGCAGCUGGCUUGCUAACGUCGUUGAGAUAUUUAAAAAGUCGAACCCGAAAAUGGCCGGACGGAGGUCAGGACUGCGUGACCCCCAGGGAUUCGUAUGGGAGCACUCAGUGUCAUCGGAAGGUACUUUCCUACGGGUGCAAUACUCGGAAACUAAUCGUGUACACGUUGACAUAUUCCCGUUUCGCUCAAACGAUGGCGUAAUGACCAAGGAUACGUGGUUUAAAAAUCACCCACAGGACCGGGAAUUUCCGGAAGCAUUCCUCAAGCCUCUAACAAGAAUAAAGUUUGCGGGGACGUACGCUUCAGCCCCUAAUAAUGUGACACGGUUCCUUGAGUUUAAAUUCGGCAAGGGUGUUCUGGAAAAUCCUCAGUACCCUAAUCCAGAUUUGUUGGUGUUAAAAACCAAAUCCUGAUACGAAUUUUGAAAUAGCCAUUCAAAUGUGAAAAUGGUAACGACUUUGUAUAUACAUUUGAAGUGUUUUACAGCCGACUGUUUUGGAACAGGUACUGUUCUCUAUUCUUCAAGGCAUCGGACUUCGGAAGUGAAUUUGUGCUCGUAGCGAGACUUUGUACAAUAUUGUGUAGCGAUACUAAAUAAGUAGGACCGAUUAUAUCACCGAGUAUGUCUCAGUUUAACGAGGUUCCGUGCAAACAUGCUAAAUAAACAAGACUGGGUAAGAUGAAAUGGACUAAUUAUUUGUGCUAGUGUCAAAAGUGUAAAUUUUAAAGGAGAGUAUGAUAUAAGAACCAUUAUGCGCAGUCCAAAAAGGAAGUAGCGCUUAAACGUCAAUUUAAGAUAAAUAUACGUGAUUUGCUGAGUUACAGAAAUCGGCUUGUUGGCAUUUCGUCGAAUUGCUUCUUAUUAUUCAAACAUUGGACGUGUCAGUUGUAGACAUAUGUAAAGUUAAACACAUCGUAACUUAAGUGAAAUAACGCUGAUCAAAAGCCCAGAAGCCGUCCAGGCCGACCCAUCUCGAUCCAUGCACAUCGUCGAAACGUACGCCAAAAAAUGGUUCGACUUCCUGGGAGUGGUGUCGUCCUGCAGUAGAUGUCCAGAUGCAUUUCAAGACCAGUCAUAAACACCUUACAAUUACGAGGUUGGCAAUACUGGCUUUAUUAUCAUACAGUUUUUACCUGACUUGCGUCCGGGUAUCUUCAUAAUGCGCCUUGCAACGCAUAGCAAUAACGAGCUGUGACAUUCGGCUGUACUCGGUUAUUAUCUACUAUAUGACAGCUGUAUUCCGUAUUGUUCUGUAGCUUUUCUUAGAAAAUAAAAAGUAUUAAUAACCUAGCAUGAAUUUGGGUACGCAAGCUUCGUAGUCUUUGUGAAAUGAAUUUACCAUGAUGAGCUAUCGAAGUCCCUUAAAAGUUCGAGUUAGACAUAAGCUUUACAUUCAA
Messenger RNA from Varroa destructor (honeybee mite), 3781 nucleotides. RefSeq names its product ribitol 5-phosphate transferase FKRP. NCBI's taxonomy places the organism in Eukaryota, Metazoa, Arthropoda, Arachnida, Mesostigmata, Varroidae. Gene Ontology annotation, cellular component: Golgi apparatus. The record is from RefSeq and is a predicted model, not a curated record. Gene Ontology annotation, biological process: protein O-linked glycosylation via mannose.